UCAUGUCUUUACGUCUUAAUAGUAUUUACAUACUUUUACUUUUUGUCGUAUCCAGUUUUUUGAUGCAGUCGUAUCGUAUUAUGCCAGCGAUUUACAUCGAAGGGAUUUAAUGACAGUUCGAUUAGUCUUUCUCUUUCGGAAGCAUCGGUUCUAGCUAGUGCUAUCCUUUUCUUAGUUACUGAGACCACUAUUUUUAAUUGUUUGAAUUAAAAUGCGUGGGAGAGUAAAUUGAGGUUAUGCAUUGCUUUUUUGUAAUAAAAAUAUUUAUUAUUAGAAUAUGAAUUGACUAUUCCCUGAAUGAAAAAAGGAACAAAAUGGCCUUACUUGGAGCCCAACUUGUAAUAACCCUGAUAAUGGUGUCCGUAAUACAAAAACUAGGGAGCUAUUCAUUCGCGAGAUGGUUAUUAUGUUCGCAAGGUUUAUAUCGUUACUUGUAUCCUGAUAACCAUGAGCUGAAAGCUUUGGCAGGAGUGCCAAAAGACAAGUUGAAAGGUAAAAAGGGGGGUAAAAGUGAAGCUAAUGGGAAACCUGAGACGUUUCAUGUGCCCAGAAGCUUGGAUAUUCAGCUUGAGACUGCCCCAGUGACACCUCUUGAUGUAGUACAUUUAAGGUUUUAUACCGAGUAUCUGUGGAUAGUAGACUUCUCUUUAUACACAAGUAUUGUGUAUAUUAUGUCAGAGGUGUACACAUCAAUAUUCCCACUGAAGGACGAGUUCAAUUUGAGUAUGGUGUGGUGUUUCCUGGUUGUUUUAUUUUCACUUAAAAUCCUGUUAUCGCUAACAAAGCAGUACUUCACAAGCGAGGAGUCAAUCGGUGAGCGUUCCACCUGCAUCGUGGCGUUCUGUAUAUUCCUGCUGGUCGCCAUGAUGGUACUGAUAGUGGACGAGUCGAAUUUAGAAGUGGGAGUGGAUCCCGCGUACGACAUCUUCAAUGAGAACGCUUCGAAGUUUCUAGAAAAUCAGGGACUGUCCUCUGUGGGACCAGCAUCCAAAUUGAUAAUGAAGCUGAUGUUUGCAUUCUGGGCCGCUGUCAUCGGCACGCUUUUCACUUUUCCUGGUUUACGAGUUGCUAGAAUGCAUUGGGAUUCUUUGAGAUACUACGGCGACAACAAAUUAAAAGCGCUACUUCUAAACGUGAACUUCGCAAUGCCAUUCGUGUUGGCGCUACUUUGGAUACGACCUAUAACGAGGCAUUACCUCACUGUGAGGGUCUUCAGUGGCAUGGAGAAGCCUCUAAUGAGGCCUGAAGCGUUCGACACACUACGCAUAGUAUUGGUGGUUCUAACAGCGGUACUGAGGUUGUAUCUGAUGCCCAAACAACUGCAGGCCUACCUCGACAUGGCGCAGAGAAGGUUGGAUGUGCAGAAGAAAGAGGCUGGCAGGAUAACUAAUAUCGAUUUGCAGAAGAAGGUAGCCUCAGUAUUUUACUACCUAUGCGUGGUGGCUCUACAGUACAUUUGUCCAGUGGUAAUAUGUCUGUAUCUAGCCGUGAUGUACAAAACCUUAGGAGGGUAUACCUGGUCAGCACUGUUCUUUGAGACGCAGGAGACGUGCAGUGCUGCGUCUGCGCCGGUAUCCUCGAUAGCAGAAGAUGGCACAGAGCAAUAUCAAUUGGCUUGGGAAAAUUUGAAAAUGGUGUUCCCGGCGGGCGUGCUGCGCGGCGCGCUGGGGUUCGGCACGUGGUGGAGCUGCUGCGCCUGGUUCCUCACCACGGCGCUCGGCCUGGCCUACCAGACCUACUUCACGAUGCAAUGAUUUCAAAUCAAAUCAAAUCAUUUAUUUGUUAGAAUACAAUUUUAACAAUCAGAUGGUCACGAUAUAAUUAAGUACCUACAUGCAUUCUGCCUUAUAAUCAAGCGUACAAAUAUUUGGAUGUCAGUUAUCUAAAUCCUAAUUUACAAUCGGCGCUUAAUUAAAAUUCUGUUACAAAUAAGUUGAAUAAUUUAAAAUGUCAUUGAUUGAUUUGUAUGUUAUAUAUGUAUAUAGUUAGUCUCUCGUGCUGUUCGUUUAGGAAGCGGUACUGUGAUUUUUUAGGUAUUGAAAUUAAAGUCUUCUUGAUAAAGUAUGUAAGCCAAAUAGCUGAACGUGGCCUAUCAGUCUUUACAAGACUGUUGGCUCUGUCUACCCCGAAAGGGAUAUAGACGUGAUUAUCUAUGUAUACAUAAAGUAUGUAAGUAACGAAAUUGAUUUAUUUGCCAUAAAACUACGUUUUGUACUAAUUCAAAGGCUAAAAAUAGAUUUAAAACAUUAAAAUUUUAUAAAUUUAAUGUUUUGCUUGUUUUUAUUUUUUUUGUUAAAUAAUGGAGAAGCUUCUAUCUACAAUUUUAUAACUUAAGGUUGUAUUUAGAUUAAAGACAUCUUUGAAUGUAACAUAGUACUCUUCCUAAAUAAAUAUCAUUGAGAAUGGUGUAUUGUGCAAAUUUUUCAUUAUGCAAUAGUGAAGAUGAGUUAUUUUUUAUAAUUCAUUAAGAAAGAACUGUUAAAAUCGUUCGGUUUAUUUCAUACCUGACGUAUGAUGUAAAUUAUUUUUUUUUAAGGUCAAAAUUAAAGAAUUGACUUGUGAAAAUCUGCACAGCUCUGACCGAUUGAUAUAAUUGUUUCGGACUGAUAUGUUGUUACAUGUUUGAAUUACCAAAGUAUUUUAUAUGAAUUGAAUGAAUUAAAUAAGGACGGCUUUUCAUAAAAUUGCGAUCAAAUUAUAUGGAAUUCCAACCCUAUAUUCUUUUGCUUAUAGAUAAGUAGUUAUUUAAAUUUACUUAUUAAAUUGUAUUGCAUUUUUAUCAAUUCACUUUUGAAUUACCUGUCACUUUUAGUUACCAGUUUAUUUUAAGUAUAAAAUGAAAACCAUGGGUGUCAUAUCUGUAAAAAAGAAUAAUUAAAAAAGAAAGUUUCGAUGAGUUGUCGAAAUGUCUUACAUGCUAUUAAUAGCUUAGACAAUUUGUGUUCAAUUACUGGCUCGUACAAUGAAAAACAGUAAAAUAUCUGAGACUCGACACCCUAUUGGCAUGAUAAUUUUUUUUACAGGCUGGACCUCAGGUAAUAAGGUCACCGCUCCGCUUUUUAUUAAAAAGAAUAUAAAAAAAAUAAAACGGAUUGGAUAAAGCAUAAAUUAAUCACAAAAUAAGUAAAAUAUUAAACGAAACGAAUGUGUUUUCUGUAAUUUUAAUGUUUUUCAUUAUUUGUACUGGAAACGAAUCUCAUAUUAAUUGGACUAUCAGUACCUAUUUACGUUGACACUAAGAACAAUCUGCAUUCAAAUAACGGCUUCUGUGGUGCAGCGGUAGUGCGCUUGUCUGUGACACCCGAGGUCCCGGGUUCGAAUCCCGGUCCGGGCAUGAUGAGAAAUGAACUAUAUCUGAUUUGCCUGGGUCUUGGAUGUUCUUUAAAAGUAUUUAUUGUUUUUAUAUAGAAUAUAGUAUCGUUGAGUUAGUAUCUCGUGUCUCGAACUUACUUCGAGGCUUACUCAAUCUGUGUAAUCUAUCCCUUUAUUUAAUUACUUAUAAAAUAAGUAUGUACCCACUCUGAACAGGAAGAGCAAGAGGAUGAUUUCAGGAGUGUGAAAGCCAUUUGAUAAUGUAAAGAACUGAAAAUGAAGUAGCAAUGUAAUAAUUUAAGGUAGGUAUUACGACUGUUUUUAAUAUUGUUUGUUUUUUAUGUGAUAUGGAAUGUUUUAAAUAAAAUUGUGUUUAAAAUUUA
Messenger RNA from Amyelois transitella, 3695 nucleotides. RefSeq names its product transmembrane protein 161B (gene emei). The record is from RefSeq and is a predicted model, not a curated record. The transcript is spliced from 10 exons. NCBI's taxonomy places the organism in Eukaryota, Metazoa, Arthropoda, Insecta, Lepidoptera, Pyralidae. The coding region runs from base 315 to 1754 and encodes 479 amino acids.